AUGCAGCACAUAGAGCUGGUUUCUCCUUCACAACCUGAUGCUGAGAUUUCUACGUUUGAGGGUCCGGUCUGCAGUCAGCAGAUUUCUUGGGAAAGGAUAGGGAACUUCCAACACCUGCUAGGGAAGCAUACUUUUCAGGGUACCGGCUUGGUGGUUCACGAUGCCAGUGUUUACUGCAUGAAUGACAUCGGUGUUGUGGCAAGCGGUGAUUUCAAAUGCUCCAGCGAAGAGAUCAGCAAGGGAGGAAACAGUUGGAAAAGGGGAGAGGAAGUUAAGAAAUCAAUUGGGUUUGUUAAAAGGGUUGGCGUCUAUUUGAAUGGUUGUAGACACCGGUGUCGAGUUCAACGGCUUGAGUCCGGUGAAGAUGAAGAAGAAAAGAAGAGGAAGGCUAGGGCUGGGGCUGGGGCUUCACGGGAAGAGGAAGGCAAAAUGGACUCUUGA
Molecule: messenger RNA, 441 nt
Organism: Ilex paraguariensis (yerba mate)
Lineage: Eukaryota; Viridiplantae; Streptophyta; Magnoliopsida; Aquifoliales; Aquifoliaceae
Source: the annotation of a GenBank genome assembly